CACGCCGCCAAUGGGAGGUAGAUACUAGGCCGAACAACGGCGGCUUUUAGUUACUCGCCCGUUGGUCUUCCGGUGACCAGCCGCGGCCGCUUUAGUGGGCCUCACGGCACGCCCCCCCCGUCUUUCAGCAAAGGGAAAGCAAAAUGGAAGUUCUGCGGCCACCACUGAUAAGAAUUGGAGGACGUGUUUACAGGAAAAAACAUAAUCGAGAACAGCCACACCAGCAUGAAGAGGAAGAGGAUUCCUAUGCAGGUCCUGAGGAUUGUGCAGAUGAACCCUGUGAUGCCUUUGUGGUGGAAGAGACAGAAAGAGGCUACCAAUGUGCUGUGGACAUUCCCAGCCCACUAUACAAAUAUAUAAUAGGCAAAAAAGGAGAAACAAAGAAGAAAAUAGAAACAGAAACCCGAACCUCUAUCAUUAUUCCUAAGCCUGGAGUUGAAGGAGAAAUUGUGAUCACAGGACAACACCGGAAUGGUAUUAUUUCAGCUCGAACACGAAUUGAUGUUCUUGUGGAGAGCUUCCGCAAGAAACAACCCUUCACACACUUUCUGUCAUUUGCACUCAACCAACUUGCAAUCCAGGAAAAGUUUCUACAGUUCAAAGAGGAAGUGUUGGAGAAGUGCUCAAAUGACUAUGGUGUCAGUAGUAGCCUGUUCCAGAACCCUGCCAAGCUGCAUCUGACUAUUGGGACGCUGGUACUCCUGAAUGAACAGGAAAUCCAGAAGGCCCAGGAACUCCUGCAGAGGUGUAAAGAAGACUUUAUUGACUCAAUUGCUGGAGGCAAACCACUAACUGUAGAAGUAGCAGGUGUAGAGUACAUGAAUGAUGAUCCUGCCAUGAUGGAUGUUCUCUAUGCAAAAGUUCAUAUGAAGGAUGGCUCUAACAAGCUCCAGCUCAUAGCGGAUAGACUGACAGAUCGGUUUGUGAACUCUGGACUAAUGAUGAAAGAGUGGGAUCGGGUGAAACUCCAUGCCACAGUCAUGAACACAAUCUUCCGGAAAGAUCCUAGUGCUGAAGAGCAAAGUAAUAGAUCUGCAGGCAAAUUUUUCAAGGAAAGGGAGUCAUUUGAUGGACGAAAUAUAUUGAAGCUCUUUGAGAACUUCUGCUUCGGAGAAGUGCAGCUGAAUUCAGUUUACCUCUCUCAGAGAUUCUCCACAGAUAGCUCUGGUUACUAUGCAACAUCUGGGCAGUUAAAUUUCUCCUGAAGUAGAGACCAAUGCCCCAACAGAAUCACAUCAGAACUGCACAAUGAAGAAGAAGAAGAAGAAGAAGAAGAAGAAGAAGAAGAAGAAGAAGAAGAAGAAGAAGAAGAAGAAGAAUUAAAUGGAUCCUGUUGAUGGGCCAGGAUCAUUCUGUCCUCCCUAAUAAGAUAUUUUGGUUGGUUGGUUCUUUUAUUGAAGAAUAGGUGCUGGUUACAGAUGAAAUAAUACCUUCUGCAUGUAACAGGCUUUCAGUUAGUUGUAAAUAAAUUAAUCAAGGUUACCAAUCCUUUUUUUGUUUACUAGCUUACCUUUGAACACAUAGCUAAUGGUAGUUAUUACUCAUGGAUUGCCCUAAGAAUCGAUGGUUUCAGUUUACAAAAGCUCCCAUCUUCAGUUGCCUAGAAGGGGUUCUUACUGCAUGUCCGGGUGGGCUGCAAGUAACUCUUUUCAUCUCUGAAAUGGUCACUGUAAUUCAGAGAGCACAAUCGAUGCAAAGCGACAUUUUUUCCGUACGAGGGGCCAGCUUUUACCACGUGGACAACACCCUGGAUGAUUCUGCUUACAUGGUGGUGAAAAAUCACACCCAGCAGCAUGAUAAUGCUUGCUUAUUUCCUUGUGUUGGCCACCAAGGGCAGUAGGCAUGAUGUGUUUGCUUGUGUGCAGCUCUUAAAAACAUUUACAAGCUGUUGUGUAUGAGUUCUAGAGUUAUUUCAUCUCAUAACAAAAGGAAGGGAACAAGAGGAUAUAAGGAGCAACAGUGAGAAGUGAAACGGUAGAUGGAAGGGAAGGCAAAAGCAAAUACAAGCAUCCUAGUAAUAUCUGAAAUAUUAUUCCCCAUAUUACUGAAUGCUUGGAGUAAAUUUUGGAAGAUCUAACCCAGUCUUAAUGACUGAUAGCCAUACACUGGGCAAAAGAUGCAUUGCAGGGAGUUGGACUAGAUGCCUCUCGUGGUCCCUUCCAACUCUACAAUUCUGUUUUUUUAUUUGGUUGACAGUAAUUGAUUUGGGACUGAAUCAUGCUGCUUAUUUUUGUACUGGCAAGAAAUGUCCAAUUAGACUCCGUAUCCCUGCCCUGUGAAUGUUACAAAACAGUUUUCUAGAAAUUCUGCUAAAGAGAAUAAAUGUACGCCUGCCAAUUUUUAGAAUGCAGGAGAUAUGGCAUACAUUUUCCUGUUUGUCACUUGGGGGAAUCAUCCUCACUGUCCACAUCCAGUCAUACUAGCAGCACAAUCGUUUUCUGAGGGUGGGCUGGGCUUUGUUGUUGACCAACCCAACCAAGACCUGUUUCCUUGCAUUAGCAUCUCAGGAUGUCCUAUUGUGGCUUUUUUAAAAAAACAAACAAACACCCAGUGGCAUAUGGGAACACAGAUAGGCUGUCAGUCUGUCUAAGUAUUAUCUUCUCUCACUGUCAGUGGCUCUUCAGUAUCUAGCAAUGUAGGAAGCUGCCUUAGAGUCCUACCACUGGUCCAUCGACACCGGCUGGUGGUGGCUUUUCAUGAUUUCAGACAGGAUUCUCUUCCAGCCCUGCCUGAAGCUGCCGCGGAUUGAAGCUGGGACCUUCCGCAGGUAAAGCAGACCUACGGACUAUUCUCAAAGAUUCCUUCCAUCCCUACCUGCAGAUGGAGAUUGAAGCUAGGAUCUUUUGCAUGCAUUAUGGCCCUUCUCCCAACAGCAGGCAGAGUGAAACUCUUUUUGUGGCAUAUGAAUAACUACGAACCAUUUUAAUGAUUACUCUUAAAAUAUGCAACUCCUGCGUUCCCUAUUCACUCCUUGGCUGCCUGAUGUCAUCGCUUUCGUUCUUCAGCUAUCAAGAAUCUCUUCUGAGGCUCUUAAGACUUGACUUUGCCAGUCACCUCGAAGAGCACAGGUAGUUCAUUGGAGGUCUGAUCCUGAGUGCUCUUCUCCUCCACACAGCAAUUUUCAGCACCUUUUGAGAGGUACUCUGCUUGCCCAAAUACAGGCCCCUUUGCUUCUUCCUUUACCCAGAACAAAAGCAGAGGGAGGUGGGGUUGGGGUUUUUUUUUUUGUUCCACUCGCUCACAAAAGCCAGACAUCUCUUCUGCAGCAGAAAGAAAAGAAGUACAUCUGAAAGCUUCUUGACAUAUUCUUAUUUUUAACAACAGUAACCAAGAAGCUGUUUAUGCACUUAGCAAUACACUUCAUGCUGAAUAUUAGAGCCCGAAAAAGGAGACGAGUACUAUUUUUAUUCUUUGUCUGCAGUUCCCUCCUAGAAGCUUUUCCAAUAAAUUUUCUUUCCUGACCAGUUUUGUCCUUUAUCGUCUAACAUUGAUUUCCCCCCUAGCUGCUUGUUGGUUAUUGAGGUUGACAUUAAUAUGGCUGGGUUUGAUUAUGCAGGGCCAGAUUCUGCCAUUCUCAUUGUUCAUGAGAGUAGUUCUUUCUGGGUACUACCAACAGUACCAAAUGGGCCAGCCUGAAGCUUGACAAAUCUUUUUCAGUGCUACAGAUUAAGUAGUAUAGCACUGAAUUUCGGUGCAAACCCACUAUAAUAUAGUUAAUUACUUAGGAGGUCAAGGCCUAAACUCGGAGAACACAAUUUAUUUUAAAUGAGAUUGGAAAGGGUUUCUUUGUAUGUACUUUUUCUUUUUUUGAAUAUAUAUAUAUAUAUUUAAUAAGUUUGUUCCUUUAUAAUGUAUGAAGUAUAAUUAAUUCAGCAACACUGGAUUAAGUUGGUACAUAAAAUUCACAGCAGAGAGAAGCAGAUCUGGAAUUAAUUUCUAUGAAGCUGAGUAGUAGUCAUGUGGACCUGUUUAAGGGCAAGCUGAUUGAUGAAUAUAUUUUUUAGUUUUGUAGCGAGUUAUUUUAGAUACAUCUGUUUUGAAAGCUGUCCUCAGCAGAACCUUGGCAGUUAGCUAAUGCAAUACACACAGCUUAUAAAUGCUUAGCACUGGGGAUACCUGAGGUGCCUCAUCACAAGUCCUAUCAAAAUUCUUACAUUGCAGGUAGGUGUUCUAAUACAAACGUUUGGACUCAGCACAUCACAAAGAUAAUGACUAUGUACCAGCAUCGCUUGAGACCUCUUUCUGAAGACGACUGGGAAGUCUAUCCAAAUAGCCAUCUAACUCUAACCCACCUCGAAUAAAUGGACAUACAAUCUAUUCCAGCCUUCCUUCCAGCUGUGUUGGCUGGGAAUAAUUGGUGCAGCACUGCAGUAGUCCAACACAUCUGGGGCACCAAGUUGAGCAACGCUGGUCUAUGCUGUUGGUGAAGGCAAAUU
Zootoca vivipara (common lizard) is the source of this 4436-nucleotide messenger RNA. It is a transcript of the gene ASCC1, whose product is annotated as activating signal cointegrator 1 complex subunit 1. Gene Ontology annotation, molecular function: RNA binding. Gene Ontology annotation, biological process: DNA alkylation repair; regulation of DNA-templated transcription. Gene Ontology annotation, cellular component: nucleus. The record is from RefSeq and is a predicted model, not a curated record. Lineage: Eukaryota; Metazoa; Chordata; Lepidosauria; Squamata; Lacertidae.